AUGCAGCAGAUGGGAGUGCCAUAUAUGAAAAUAUUCAGAAAGCACCUACAAGACCUGCACCUUUAUUUUAGGAAUAGUGCAAACCGCACCAGCGCUCUAAAAGCAGCUGCAAGUGUGCUUGGAGUAGAAGACCUGAAAGUCACAGAGGUUAAGGACACUAGGUGGCUAUCACAAGAGAAGGCCAUUUCAAAUCUUCAAAGAAAUCUACCUGCAGUGCUUGCUACACUAGCUGAGGAGGCAGAAUUAAAAAAGGACCCUGUGGCACGGGGGUUGUACACCUACUGUGCAACUUACAGAUUCGUUGCAGCUGUCCACCUGCAAUCGGACAUCCUGCCCUACCUGGCGCAGCUUUCAAAAUUGUUCCAGAAGGAAGAUAUCAAUUUCAUGGCAAUCAAGAACCAUGUUCCUGUUACCAUUGAGACAUUGAGAAUAAUUAAAGCAGCAGGUGAACGGCAACCCGAGGGCUCCUUUCUAGCUCAGGUUGAAGAGAAGGUGGCCAAUCUGAACAUCAGUGCCGAAGAAGACAGGGUGAGGCGUGGGACAGCUCUUCCCACCGACACCUUAUGGGCACGUUUUCAGACACAAGUCAUGGAGCCUUACAUUGACGGACUCAUUGAGCACCUGGAGCUGAGGUUCCAGCAGCUUGGGAUUCUUGGUGCCUUUAGUUCCCUGGGACCACAAGGACCACAAGCUGAUGAGAGUCGUGCCAUCUCAGAUCUACAACUGCUGGCCAAGCAGUUCCCUCCCAUCAGUGAGAUGGCACUUCUCCAAGAGUGGCAGAGCUACAAAGUCCUAAUAACAACCGGAAUACUGAAAGACAAGUCCCAGCUGGAGAUCAUGACGGCAAUGGCAUCUGGGUAUGAUGAGCUCCAUCUACUCUACCCAAACCUGUCCCUCCUCUCUGCAAUCGCCCUAACAAUACCAGUCUCCAGUGUGAAUUGUGAGAGGGAUUUCUCGGCGAUGAAUAGGCACUGCCCCAAGCACGUGGUAGCACCAUGGUAUGUAGACUUUGGUCUCAACUGGGACCAGGUGUCCUCAGCCAUUCGACUUAGAGUGGAAAAAGAAGAAAGACCAUUGCAAGACCAGAGAAAGGCCUUCGUGGUCGUGCUCGUGGACCAAAUGAUGCAGCACGACCGCAACCCAUCCAGAGCCAUGUGCCACAGCGUUGUGAGAAACGUUGUCAGGUGUAUGAGGUGGGGCCCAGCAGAUUUGCCAGAGGGGGAGACCGAGGCAACGUUGGAGAAUAGGAAGAGGGAUCUGCUCAACAUCUACUCAGGUGACAUGAUGAAGCCCUCUGGAUGGCUUAUAUCCAUCGAGGGACAUGUCGUAAUGGGCCCACACCCUUUGUUUUUACACAGAGUAGCUGCUUUCUUCAGCAGCUAUUACGUCUUCAACCUUGAGUAUCCUGCCGCUGGAUCGUCGACGCUGGAGUCCAUUCAAAGAAUGUUUGAGACUGAGAGGAGCGCCUGA
This is a messenger RNA of Eleginops maclovinus (Patagonian blennie), 1470 nucleotides long. RefSeq lists its product as uncharacterized. The record is from RefSeq and is a predicted model, not a curated record. The coding region runs from base 1 to 1470 and encodes 489 amino acids. Gene Ontology annotation, molecular function: protein dimerization activity. The transcript is spliced from 9 exons. NCBI's taxonomy places the organism in Eukaryota, Metazoa, Chordata, Actinopteri, Perciformes, Eleginopidae.